CCACCACUGCACUCAUUUCGAUAAGCUAUAAAGCUCUUUCAUCCUUGGCAUAGUAGCAAUCUUAUGUGAACAUUUCAUUGAAACCCAAGCGAUACUUCUCAAGUUAUAGACUCUCCAAGGAAUAGCGGACAGACAGACAGACCGACGUGAUGUACCUACAUGUCAUAUCCAAAACAUGCAAUAUCUUAUUUUAGAAAUUUUUUGCGAUUACAAUACCUUUUCCCAGUGGCGUAGGAAGUAAAAGCGGUGAAGUAUUAAGCUAUUUAGCACCAAUUUGGACGACGUAGCAAAAUGCCCUGUAGAUCGAAUAUUUUUCAAGAACUUUUGCGAAGUAAGCUAAUUUCAGUGUCAAAUAUGGUUGCAAUAAGACGUCAAAAUUAAUCGGCAAUUUUGAGAUUUCUCAGACCUUUUAUUUUUGUUUUAUUUUCUAUUGGUGAAUCUUAUGUGGUUAAUCGGCGGGAUAUAAAAGAAUAAGCCGACAAAAAGCGGUAGAGAAGCAGGUUAUUGAAACCCAUGGAACAUCACGGGACUAUGGCUGCCAGACACAGGCCACGCUACUUGGACGAAAUCAUGGAGGUGAUCGUUAACAUGAAAGAAGCGAAGGGCUCGACAUCCAGGAGAAUUUUGGAUAGGGUGCAUAACCUGCUGAUAUUGAAACGUAAAAAAGGCAAGGUGGACCCUACGCAGAUCAAGAAGGCUCUCGUUAGAGGCGUGGAAUGCGGCGUCUUAAUGAAGAAGAAUGGCAAAUACAAGUUGGGCCUUGACACCAAGGACUAUGCCAUCUACCGGAGCUGGACUGGCAAACAUGCUCGUCAGGCAAGGACACGGUCUAGGCGGUCUAGAAGAAAAAAAAGAAGUCACAGGAGAGGCAGGAGGGGCAGGAGGAUGAGGAGCAGAAGCCACAGUCUGGGUAGGCAAAGAGGGAACCACUACAGCUCCAGCGAUGAAGCGGACGAUUAUGCGUCUGAUACGUCGGGAGAAUACUCCCAAUCCGAUGCAUCCGACAAAGACGACAAGAAAAACAAUAAGAAAAAGAAACAGGAAAAGACAGUUCAAAAGAAUGCUCCAGUCAAGAAACGUUCAUCAAAUCAUAGGAGUUGUUCCAAAGGCCCUCAAGAUGGUGGAAUAAGCACGUUAUACACAAAAUCGGAAAGAAGUAUCGCAAGUAUAAAAGAGAUAAACAAACGUAGAUCGAAAAGCAGAAGUACAUCCAAGCUCAAGAGCAAACGCUCUAGUGCCGAGGGAAUUGGUGAUAGGAAUGAUAAAGUAAGCCGCGUAGGCAGAAUCCUAAAUGCCAGGACACGUCGGCUGCUAUGAGGAGCUUAAACAAACUUUGUUUCCGAUUUUUGAACUAUAUAAGGCCACUGCAUGAAGGACGGAAAAGCGCCGGCAGACAAUAAACAAGCACCGUACUGCGGCAGUCCCGAUUGCCUCUGUAAUUUAUGUGUGGAGCACAAUGAGUCUAAGUGAUAAUCGAUAUUGUAUGAACACUUGCAUCAAAACCACUGUUAAGCCUUCUGCUCUAAUCGAGGAUGAACACAAUAAAUUCGUUAUUGAUGGAAUAUUGAUUAGGCGUUUCUUUGCUAACUUGUGUUUUACGUGCGGAGACUUACCAGGAGAAAGUAGCGGCCAAUAAAUUACGUGGCUAAUGAUACGGAUGUCAAUGUACGACACAGCUGAAAUAUUACAUGUGCUUCAAAUACAGAUUUCUUUAUCAGGAUAUA
This is a messenger RNA of Acanthoscelides obtectus, 1724 nucleotides long. Lineage: Eukaryota; Metazoa; Arthropoda; Insecta; Coleoptera; Chrysomelidae. The record is from the annotation of a GenBank genome assembly.